Frankliniella occidentalis (western flower thrips) is the source of this 2288-nucleotide messenger RNA. Its product is annotated as tumor protein p63-regulated gene 1-like protein. The transcript is spliced from 6 exons. Gene Ontology annotation, cellular component: cytoplasm. The coding region runs from base 390 to 1430 and encodes 346 amino acids. The record is from RefSeq and is a predicted model, not a curated record. NCBI's taxonomy places the organism in Eukaryota, Metazoa, Arthropoda, Insecta, Thysanoptera, Thripidae.
CUCCGGUUUUGCCAACUGCUAGUAACCGAAUUUAGGUAACCUAACCUUCCCUGUGUCUCGCUCUGAAUAUUUUCGAGAUUGUCUGGUCUUAUAAAUUAUAAAUUAGCGUUCUGGAAAAUUUAACAGACCAAAACUGACGGAAAAUAAUCUUGCAGUAAUCAUUGUAAUAAUAACUUCAACGUGGUCGCGACUAGCAGCAGACCAAGAGCAGACGAUAUUGACGACGACGUCAACGUCCUCAACGUACACAAACACAAACCAACAAACCGAGGCACCAACAGCAGUAAUUGUUGCAUCUGCUCGCGAAACUUAAUCUUGCGGCAUUGCCCUAUUCCUUAUAGGUGUGUCUUUAUGAAAUCUGUCAAGUCUGGCGUUGUACCGUAUCAGUAAUGGAUAGGGAGGACCGUUCAUUGGAAGAUUUUGAUGGAUCCACCCCAAGUUUUAGGGGAGCAACCUUACGUAUACAUCAAGAAGAUAACCCCACCGCCGAUAGUCUUGCGACUCUGCCAGACUCUCAGCCAAACAAUGCGGGUAUUUGGCCUAAAUUCCUUUCAGUUGGAAGAGAGACGAAUAAUUUGUCACCCUCCGAAGUUGAGUCAGUGUCAGGAACAUCCAGAAUGGACGUAGCUGCAAUGCCUUGUCCGGAAGAUCAUCUUCGUAAUUUGUUUGCUUCUCGUGAAGGAUUGGUUGAUCAAGCUGUUAAUGAUAGCACUGAAGCAUUUGUAAACUUUGAAUUAGAUGGAGACAUUUUGGGACGAUAUAUUUUGACUGAGAUUAACAUAUGGGAUGCUGAAAAAGAAAGAUUAGUGCUUCUAACAACCAAUUCACUUCUGGUUAUAAAAUUUGACUUCAUAGCCUUGAAACCUUUAGAGGUUCGAAGAACACCCCUCCUACAAAUUGAUACAAUUGUUGUUGGAGAACUUGUGUAUCCCCCAGCAUCACUUGUGCCGCGUAUGAAUGGUCUGGCAUCAGGUGUUUCAACCGUUGUGAAAGGUUGUCUCCUUCAUUGGACCCGUCCCUCAGAGUUAUGCCACACUGCCUUGGAUGUAUCCCAGUUUGAACCCAGAGCUCGUGAUAUGCAAGGUCUGCGUAUCAUGUGGAACAACGGAGAACCAAUUGCCUUUUCUAAAAAAUGGAACCCGUUUAACAAUGAUAUUCCCUUUCUUACUUUUGCCUCACAUCCUUUACUGUCACAUCAAGAUGCAUCUUCUAAAGAAGGAGAUAAUCAAAAUCCUAACAUGUUUGUUAGUUAUGAUGUUGAAAAAUUAUCUCAACAACUUUUAACAGCUAUGGAAAAUUUGCAAAAGUCAACCAAGUGUUUGGUCCAGCAUAAGCCAAUUCUUCUUCACAAUUACUUAUCAAUUGGAUCUCUGAUCCACAAUAGAAAUUCCCUGGGAUUUUUCAAAGUACGGGGUAGAUUCAGUUUCUGAAAUAUCUGUGUGCUGGAAGCUAAAUUUACAUUCAUCAGUACAUAGUACAAUGGUUUUUUUUAUUCUUCCAUAAAGAAUUGUCUAUAUUUUAUUCUGUGUCUGUCAUGUUUACUAACGGUAGUGCUCCUUGUCAAGCACACCUGGUAGUUUUCAUUCUACCUGUGAUGUGUAAAGUCUACUCAGAAAACAGGUGACAUUUCCAAUCAGCAUUAUUAUGAAAAGGACAUUUUUACAUACAUAUCAAUACUGGGCAUUUAGUAUUUCUCUUUUGUCCAAAUAUCUUCUAUAAAUAUUUUUAGUGCUUCGACAUUAAUAAUUAACAACUGUUCUGACAAUCUUUUUCUUCAAUUUCAUGUCUGAAGUUCAAACUCAUCUCUUGUAUGUUUGAAAUUUUGAUCUCUUGAUCAACUUUGGUUUGCUGAGUACAUAUGAAUUGUUGACUAGUUACCAGUAAUUUUAAUUCUUAACCAACUUUUAAGUAGGUAAACAGUACCUAAUUUUGCCAAAAAGUUGUGUCAAGAUAUGUUUUUGCCUAUGUGCCAAUGAAACUAUUUCCUGUACUUUUUACUUAUUCCUCUUCUUAAAAAAAAAAACUACCAAAAAAUUAUAUGAUAUAUAAUAUAUCAAAUACCAAUGUUUUGUGUGAUUUGGGGAAUGAACUUGAAGUGGGGUGGGUUGGUUGUUUGGUUUUUGUUGCAUUUUUACAUCUGCACUUGUUUACCAACAUGAUCUAUCAGGUUUGUGAUUACCUAGUUACUGCAAUGGGGUUGUGCACUAGUAUUUGUUUCUGUGAUAAAAGAUAAAUGUUUUUGUUUUGUUCUGUUUUAUAUUCAGUGUAAUUAAAACAUUUGUGGUUCA